Messenger RNA from Paramecium octaurelia, 525 nucleotides. Lineage: Eukaryota; Ciliophora; Oligohymenophorea; Peniculida; Parameciidae. The record is from the annotation of a GenBank genome assembly.
AUGGAUCCAAAUUUCCCUACUUUAUUUGUUCCACCUGAUAAAUAACCAACGAGAAUUAUAUAAGCGAGAUUAGAAAUUGUAUCUAAUGUUCUUUAAGAGUUUGGAUAUGAUUAAAGAUAAUUUAAUCAUCAAGAUAUCUUCUUUAUUCUAGCUACUCCUUGUCUUUUUCAUUAGGCAAAUGAAAUUAGACUGUUAAGUAUUGAAGUUAUUGCAGCUUUAUAUCAAUUUGUUGGAGUAGAAAUCAGAACCAUGGUUGAUGCUAUUGAAAAUCUUAAACCUGGUUUGAAAGAUUAAAUCAUGGCAAGAUUGGAUGAAAUAGAUUAAUAAGCUCCUGGGAGCAAAUAAGUUGAUAGAGGCUUGAGUCUUGUACCUGAAGAGGAAUAGGAAGAAAAUUAAUCAGCUUUACUAAAAAAACAAAAAGAUAAUGCCAACUCCUAAAAAUAAGAUCUUGAUAAGUCCAUCAAUAAUGUAUCUUAAAGCAAAAACCAAGAUAAACUAAAUAAUUCAUAAUUAAACAAAAAAUGA